CGACGACGACAACCGACGACCCAUCCCUCUCACCUCGCCCUUCAACUCCCGUACACCUUCACUUCGAGGUCACAAGUCGCCAAAAUGGGUGGUGUCACCGUUCGCGAUGUGGACGCGCAAAAGUUCAUUGUGGCUUACGCCGCUUUCUUGAAGCGUCAGGGAAAGCUCCCCAUCCCUGGUUGGGUUGACACUGUCAAGACCUCCGCCUCCAACGAGCUUCCUCCCCAGGACGCCGACUGGUACUACGUCCGUGCUGCCGCUGUUGCCCGUCACAUCUACCUCCGCAAGACCGUCGGUGUUGGCCGUCUCCGCAAGGUUCACGGCUCUACCAAGAACCGUGGCUCCCGCCCCGCCCACCACGUCGAUGCCUCCGGUGCCGUUGACCGCAAGGUCCUCCAGUCCCUUGAGAAGAUUGGUGUCCUCGAGCAGGACGAGGAGAAGGGUGGCCGCCGCAUCACACAGUCCGGACAGCGUGAUCUUGACCGUAUCGCCAAGACCACCGUUGACGAGGAGGAGGAGGAUGACGAGUAAAUUAGUGUCGGCUUCUAAACUAAUGAAAAAGUCCUGACGUUUUACCUUUCCUCCACCUUUUACCUACCACCUUUAUACCUAUCCGCGGGAUGACUCGACAUGAGGACCAGGUGAAACGGGGCUGGCUCUGGCUCUGCAAGGCAAGGGACGGCGAACGGAGCGGGUUUGAUCGGAUGAGAGGAAUGGAAUGAACUGAGUUCACAUUUCUUGUGUUUCAUAUUCCCAUGUUCAAUUGGAGGCAAUAUACAGCCUACAUCACAGUCCAUGAUCCUGCGUCACUCUCAGUCGAGAAUAGAUUAUGCGUAACG
This is a messenger RNA of Aspergillus nidulans FGSC A4, 839 nucleotides long. Its product is annotated as 40S ribosomal eS19 domain-containing protein. Gene Ontology annotation, molecular function: structural constituent of ribosome. Gene Ontology annotation, cellular component: ribosome. Bases 85 to 531 code for a protein of 148 amino acids. Gene Ontology annotation, biological process: translation. The transcript has 3 exons. The record is from RefSeq and is a predicted model, not a curated record. Lineage: Eukaryota; Fungi; Ascomycota; Eurotiomycetes; Eurotiales; Aspergillaceae.